GGGCAAGGAAGGACUGUGCAUUGAGGGUUUCAUGCUGUGGUGGCUCCUCCGGUGUUUCACUGAUGGGAGCACCUCAUGAAGCUUUCCUGGAGCACCAUCUGGGAGUUUCAGGAGCGACUCUUUCAGAGCUGGGCCCCCAAGGACAACGUGGUCCUCAGGAUCCUUCAAACCUCCAUGAAGGAACUCACAAGGAAACACUGGGACCUGCCACCCCCAGAACUCAAGUGAGGGUCCUUGAGGGCGCCCCCUGGCAUUGGGCCCCUAUGUGAGGGGGACAGACUGUCCCUCCCCACCCCACCAGCUCAGCUCCAGGGACUCAUGCCAUCAGUCCCUCUGGGACAAAAGCCUUGUCCUCCCCCAGCCUGGCCUGAUGGAGCUGUCCCCAAGGCUGAGGCCGAGGCCCAGCAGCACAAGGAGGCUUCACCAGAACCCAGGGCAGCAAGCCGCUCUGUGAGGGGCCCAGAGGCUCAAGAUGAGGCCAGCCUGUCGCCCAGUGAGGUCAGGCCUUGCACAUGAAAAUGCCUGUGCUGGAACUCUAUGCCACAGCUCCCGACAGACCUGGAUGUUGGGAGCCCAUUCCCUAACUACAAUUUUGAACAGGGCUACUGGGCCCGUCACUUCAACAUCUUACCUGGGCAGCUCUGGAACCACAGGACCGGCCUGGCCCAGCAAGCCCACUGGGACCCCGACACCAGGCCCUAUCUGGGCUUAUGACAGAGAGGACACAGGUCGAGAGACACCCCAGCAGCAAGGUGGCACCUCCCUGCAACCCCCCUUGGUAGAAGAACUUGGAACGUUAGGAGCCCACACGGCAAAGGUGGACCACAGGCCUCCAGGUGACCACGCAAGGGACCAGGGCACUGCAAGCCCCGAUGCUGUAAGGAUUCACAUCAGAGAACCUGGACAAGCCAGGUCAGAGACACUGAGCACGUGCAGUGAUGACCAUGUGGAGGGCUGGCUCAAGGGAGUCAACAGCUGUGAACACUGCUGCCUCUUCCUGGCCUCAUCGCUGCAGUGCAGGCAGUCUGCACCCCAGAGCCUGGCCCAGCAACACCGCGAGUGCCCUAGUCCACUAUGCCAACAUGGCACCCAGAGGCUUCGAGGCCCUGCCUGCCGCACCACCCGCCUUCUGGAGGCCUCGUCCUGCAGCCUAGCCCCUGCCGCAGCCACAGCAGGCACCACUGCCAAGUGCCUUCCAGCCGGGCUUCCCAGAGGACAGAGGCACCCUGCAGUCAUUGCCUCAGCAGCUCAGACUGUGAAGAUAGUUUCAUCCACAUUCCCAUGUUCCCACCAAAGAGAAUCCUUGCAGAGGAUGCUCUUGAUCCUGAGGUGGGGAAAACAGCACACUAGGUGGAGUCAGCUCCUUUCGCUGGCCACCAUGAUUGCUGGAUGGGCCCACAAACAAAGCAGCCAUCAGACAGGCAUGGGAGGGAAGAGGCUCAGCAUCCUGCUCGUUCCCUGACCAGGCCAACACCACUGCCGAAUGCCCCACCUGCUGAUGAGAGACUUGGUGUCGAUCCCUGGACUGGCACCAUUUCCCAGGAGGACCGGCUGGCUACCUGUGGGCAGGCUGCCCACACUGUGGAGAAGGCUGAGAUUGGCCUUCACUGCAGGGAGCCCCUACCUGGACAUAGACUCGCCAGCCCUGCCUUUUGCCGUCACAGGAGCCCACAUGGCAUUGCUUGUUACCAGGGUACUCCAUUCACAGUGAGGGACAUGCAGCAGUGGUCCUUGACUAGGGAACUAACUGUUCUCGCUACAUCACCCACCGCCUGGAAGCAACUGGACUUAACGAUCGCUGUUAUGCUGAAGUGGUGAGGUUGUCUUAUGAGAUGAAUUUUAUGCUCUCUACUGGAAGCCAGUGUAUGGUGAUGACUCUCCCACAACCAGGUGUGGUUCUGAGUGAAGGUGUGAAAGUGGACGAUGUUCAGUAUUGCACCAAACGUCUCAGUCACAAAGUUUUCCUAUGCGUGUCCUGGAGAAAUGGGGCUUUGCUGGUUGGAAGGUCUUAGGACCCAGGAAGAGUGGAGCUUCCCCCAGGGGAACACAACAAUGGUUCUAUUUAAUAUGAGGAGACAGGACUAAGUCUGAAACCCCGGGGCAUUCUCUGGUGUUCUUAAGUGUUUCCAUGUAAAGGAAGUCAAGUAACUUGCCACAAAGUUUGCCACAGAAGCAUCUGAAAAAGGAGAGGGCAGAACUAUUCAGAACUCACAAGCUUCAGAAUCAAAGAUGAGGCCGAGCAGAAGACUCCUGACCUGCUGAGGGCAGGGGAAGUAUGUGGGGGCGGCUGGGAAAGGACGUUAUAGAGGUCCACCAUGGCCUCGUGAGCUGUCACAGAACCGUGCACUUGAAUUCCUGUGCACAUCUCCUCUCCACUGAGUAUAGUAUUUCUUUGCAUUUGCUACUCUCCACACAGGGAGCUUGCUACAAAAUGCACAUAACCACAGCCCAGGUCUUGCAAUCCAAGCCUGGCAAGGAUUCAGCAUGUCAAGGGCUUCCAGUCUGAAGGUCCAUGGUUGUCCUGAAUCCUGGAUGUCACCUUCCUGCCCAAAAAAGGAGGGACAAAGCUCAAUCAGCAGCAGGUGACUCACAGAAAGGGACGAAACAUUGAGUGCGUGGCCUUCCUGACACCCAGACAAGACUUUGGGCACAAAGCCAGGCUGCAGCUCUGGCCACUGACUCAGACCAGGGACGCCCCCAUGCAGGCCGAUGUGCCCUGGCUGCUCUUCUCCCUCCUGCCACCCUCUCUUCAGCUGCUUGUGUCAAUAAAAGGAAAACCGGCCAGUUUUCGGAGAAAAUGUAGCUUUAUUAUGACAUAGGAGACUACAAAGCAUGGGGGGGGGGGGGAGGAGUGACACAGCUCCUCAAAGUGGGAGGGGAAAGGAAAGAGUAAACAUCUUGGUAAAUGAAGUCUCCAACCACAGCACAGUCAUUGGAAUUUUUUUUUCUUAAUUUUUAUUUUCAAACACAGUAAACAAAACAAUCACUUAAAUUGUCAAAAGAAGAGCAAUUUUACACAAUGAAAAGCAUACACACCAAGCUAAAAUACAACAGCACUCGGGUCUAUAUGUUGCAGUGGUGGUGGUGCUGGAGGGAACGCCCAGGGAGGUUGCAGUGCUCACCAGGAAGCCCAGGUCCACGGAGGGAGCCCAGGUCCACAGAGGGCCCCGGGGCCAGAGGGAGGCCGCCCUCACUCCCAGCACAUCCCCUGCCUCAAAGCACUCCCUUCAGGCAUCUGAAGAGGGAAAGGCCAUGUGUCUUCCUGGGAGGCACUGAAAGGCCAGCCAGCAUCUCCGAAACGCAGGCCAUUUUAACACUGCUGUGAAUGUGUUGGGGUCACCAAGGGGGCCCCUUAGUGGUCAGAUGCACUUUGUCACAAUUUACACCUACAUGGGGUGAUUACUAGGCAACGGGAGGUUUCCUGAAUUUCAUAGCCAGAUGGGGAGCUGAAAGGAGAGAUUCCUGAACCCAACACGUAAAUAUUUUGUUCUGACAAAGUAAAUUCACAAGAGCACAUCAAACACAAGACCUAAUGCAAGGGGCAGUACCAGGGCCGCCACCGCCUCCUGUGAGCAGCUCUUCAGCAGCAGGCAUUGGGUAACUGCUUAGAACGGCAAUGCCACAGUGGAAUAAGGGGGACUAACUUGGAUACAAAAGUUUAGAAUGCUGCCCACCAAGAAUGCAUGUGACUCCAUCUCUCUUCCCAGUUCUAAUGUUCUCAGAACAGCAGCCACCCCUGAAUGCAAGUGGAGACAGGAAGGGGACUAGGGGUUGGCCGGCGGGAGGGGAGGAAGGGUCUGGCCAAACCCGUGCAGCUGCCAGAAAGGCCCAAGGCUCACACACUGCCUUCUGCACUCCGCAAGACACCCCAGGAAACCAGGGCGUCCCAAAGUGGCAAGCCUUCAGGGAGGCACUGCCCAGCUCACAAUCCUCUGGGCCAACUUGCAACUCUCCUUUCCACUAGAUUUGUUCCUGAUUAAAAGACCGCUCAUAGGCCAGGCGCAGUGGCUCACGCCUAUAAUCCCAGCACUUUGGGACGCUGAGGUGGGUGGAUCGCCUGAGGUCAGGAGUUUGAGACCAUCCUGGCCAACACGCUGAAACCCCAUCUCUACUAAAAAUAUAAAAAUUAGCCCGGCAUGGUGGCGCAUGCCUGUAGUGCCAGCUACUUGGGAGGCUACUUGGGAGAACUGCUUGAACCCAAGAGGUGGAGGCUGCAGUGAGCCAAGACUGUGCCACAGCACUCCAGCCUGGGCAGUGAGAGCAAAACACCAUCUCAAAAAAAAAAAAAAAAAAAAAGACUGCUCAUCCUCAAAAGAGAUCUUCAAAGCACUGUCACCCCACACAGCAGAACUUGGUCACAUGGGGCCAUUUCUGAAAAUCUCGGCCCAUCUCUGUUUCUCUGAUAAUUCAUUUUGUAAAACAUGCUUCCAAGUGAAUUCUUUAAAUGCAGAAAGACAACAGAAAAUGAACUGAGCACGUGGGCAAGAGACCACAUCCCUCAGGCUUCUGCCACACAUGAUGGUUCUACGGGCUGUGAUCGCCAAGUCCUGUGUUCUCAUGUUUUCUACACUGAGCAGUGAGUAGCUACUCAGCUGCCACUGUCACUGCCCCCUCCCCAGCCAGCUAAGGAGCUGGGUCUGGUCCCCACCAGCUUCUCCAUGGCCUGUGAGCUAAGAAUAGGUUUCAGGUUUUUAAAUAGUUAAAAAAAAAAAAAAUCUUAAGUUUCUUGACACGGAACAAUAUAUGUAAUUCAGAUUUCUGUGUCUAAAAGUUGUACUGGACACAGCCACACCUCUGUACUAUUUAUGGCAGAGACCAUACAGCCCACAGAGCCAACAGUGUUUACUCCCUGGCUGUCUAUAAAAACAUCUGCCCACCGCUGAAACGGAUGAUCCUGUUCCUGCAGGACUGAAGAAGCCUCAGUUCAGAUGCAGCUGGGUCUCCUGGGACAAGCACAGCCCGAGACACAGUUGCUUCAUAAACUAUAUUUCAGUACUUUUCCUCCCCCUUGUCCCUAGUUUAUAAUUUCUCAGUGGACAAAUGGACAAACCACCUCUGUUUGAAUUUGAAUACACAGAUACAUGCAAGAUAUCUUACAAGGAACAAUGCACAUCCUUCUACUUUCUCUUUCAGCUCUGCUGACAAGCUCAAUCACGAUGUCCUUUUACUGCCACCACGCCCGAAAGUACACCAAACGUAAAGCAGAGGCAGACGAGACAAGAUGCAGGCUCCACCAGAGGCCACUCCAGCUUCGCGACCAACACCCUUGGCUGCCAGGCAGCGGUAGCCAGGCAAUGGGACAGAAGGCAGACA
Messenger RNA from Symphalangus syndactylus (siamang), 5313 nucleotides. RefSeq lists its product as uncharacterized. Lineage: Eukaryota; Metazoa; Chordata; Mammalia; Primates; Hylobatidae. The record is from RefSeq and is a predicted model, not a curated record.